GUUCUCUCUUGUCCCGGCAGGAACUCAAAAGGAGGAGGAGGAGGAGGCAACAGUGGGAUGUUUUACUGGUGCAACACUGCCACCUUACACCUGCGUGGUCAACCCGGCGAUAUGCAGGCUCACUUGGCUUGUGUGUUGCUGUUGCUGUGUUUCACCUGCAGCGGGCUGUGUGCAGACAUGGAGCAGGAACUGGGAGAACAACUCCUCAGCAGCCUGUUUGCUUCCAAGCUGAAACAGGCGAGCAAGCAGAGCGCCCCCUACUGGAGGCUAUCGCUGACUAACCUGUGCCGGCUGGCUGGCGGGAUGCUGCUCGGGGAGGAAGCGGAGGAGGCGGCUUGGUGGAGGAGGAGCGGCGAGGAGGCUGAAGAGGAGGAGGAGGAGGAAGAUGAAGACGAGGAAGGGGAACAGCAGAUGAUGAUGAGGGAGUGGAGCAAUCAGAGGCUGGAGGAACUUUAUAACCUGCAGAACAUCUGCAGAGCGCUUCUGCACAGUCGCCAGGGCAGGCUACGUCACGACUCCAGAGAGUACGCUGCGGGAAAUGGCGGCGAUGCUGCGCUCAAGCGCAAGUCGCCGUACAUCCUCAAAAGGCAAGCCACUCACGUUUCCAAGUCUCGGAGGCCGUACAUCUUGAAACGGAGUGAAAUUUACUGAGCGGUUGCCGCCCUUGUCCUUUUACUGCCACCCCUUCGUAUGCUGCGACCAACUUUUUCCCGCUCUGCCGCGCCUCUCGACGAGAUAAAAAGUUGAGCAUCACAUUGAAUGAAAAGCUCUAUUUAUUUAUUGACACUUUACUUUGGGUUGUUUGUGUACAUUAUUAAAGUAUCAAGGUAAAAAAAAAAAACGGUCUCAUUUAUUUUAAUGGUACAGAAGGCAAAAAAAGUAAAGCUGUUAAAGAUUUCUUCACUUGGGUUCAAUGGAGAUUGAUUUUUGACUUUUUUCUUGGUGACUCAAGUCAUCUCCCCUCAGCUGUCUAAUGGGGUUCCACAGGGGUCAAUUUUAGGGCCCUAGCUUUAUUUCCUUCCGUUGCCAUGCUGUUGAUUGAUGUAUGUGCUGAUGAAAAAGAAAUAAGCAUUCUCCAUGAAACCUUAAUCAUAAGAUGAUUAUAUCUUGAAGUCAUUAAAAUUGGAGGGCCCUGUGCUGUUGAAAUUUUAAUGAAACGUAAACAGAAGUAAUGGAUGAAAAAUAUGCUUCUAAAGUGACACAAAAUAUGCAAGUAAAUAGGACGAGAGGUUUGUUUUGGUGUCUUGCUUUUUCUUGGUCAUUUUCUAU
Syngnathus acus (greater pipefish) is the source of this 1269-nucleotide messenger RNA. It is a transcript of the gene nts, whose product is annotated as neurotensin. The transcript is spliced from 5 exons. Gene Ontology annotation, molecular function: neuropeptide hormone activity. The coding region runs from base 58 to 651 and encodes 197 amino acids. The record is from RefSeq and is a predicted model, not a curated record. Lineage: Eukaryota; Metazoa; Chordata; Actinopteri; Syngnathiformes; Syngnathidae. Gene Ontology annotation, cellular component: extracellular region.